Fonsecaea multimorphosa CBS 102226 is the source of this 1491-nucleotide messenger RNA. RefSeq lists its product as uncharacterized. The record is from RefSeq and is a predicted model, not a curated record. Gene Ontology annotation, molecular function: transmembrane transporter activity. Gene Ontology annotation, biological process: transmembrane transport. The coding region runs from base 1 to 1491 and encodes 496 amino acids. NCBI's taxonomy places the organism in Eukaryota, Fungi, Ascomycota, Eurotiomycetes, Chaetothyriales, Herpotrichiellaceae. The transcript has 2 exons.
AUGGUGGAAAGAAACACACUCGACGGACAACAGGCAUGGCCGAACGCUCCUGGCGAGAAGGGCAUCGAGACCGUCGAGGCUGCGUAUGACGACCACAAAUCCGAGGCCGCGAGACCAAAAUCAAAAUGGCAGAGAUUAAUCGACGUUCUAACAUGGACGCCGCCAUGGUGUCGAUGGGAUCCAGAAAAGCCACCCAAAUUCUCAGUUUGGCAUAAUGUUCUGUUCGCCUUUGCAGGUGCCUUUACUGUGGGUAACCUGUACUACAACCAUCCAAUCUUGAACAUUCUGGCUCGAGACUUCAACGUGCGCUAUGUGACGGUGUCGCGGAUCCCGACACUGAUGCAAGCUGGCUAUGCCACUGGCUUGUUGUUCGUAUGUCCAUUAGGCGACUUGCUAAAGAGGAGACCCUUGACAUUGGUACUUAUUGCAUUCACAGCCACCAUGUGGAUCGGACUGUGCGUGACCCCUUCAUUCACAGCUUUCUGUGCAAUCUCCUACAUCUGUGCCGUUACGACGGUCAUUCCUCAAGUGAUGCUGCCGUUGGUGUCGGAAUUGGCACCUCCUAAUCGACGUGCUUUGGCCUUGAGCAUCACUACCUCUGGUAAUCUCCUUGGCAUCGUGAUUGCCCGCAUUCUCUCUGGCGUGGUCACACAAUUCACAUCGUGGCGAAACGUCUACUGGAUCGCCCUCGCAUUGCAAUACCUCAUCUUUGUUGCACUCUGGCUUUUUAUGCCCGACUAUCCCUCUUCGAACCCCCAGGGCUUGAACUAUUUCAAAAUGAUCGGCGGAAUCAUCUUCUUAUACAAAAAGCACGCUGUCCUCGUUCAAGCCGGAUUGAUCAGCUUCUGCAUCUCGGCCGCAUUCACAAAUUACUGGACUACCCUCACCUUCCUCCUGGCCGAUCCACCGUAUAACUACUCGCCAGUUGUCAUUGGAUUGUUCGCACUGAUUGGGAUUGCUGGUAUCGUGAUGGGCCCACUCUAUGCGAAAUACAUCAUUCAACCCUUCGCACCCAUGUUUUCUUGCUUAAUAGGCUGUGCAGCCAAUCUGAUUGGGGUUGUUCUCGGCACUUAUACGGGGAGGACUACGGUGGCAGGGCCCAUAAUCCAGGCUUUUACGCUAGACAUGGGUCUCCAAAUCACUCAGGUGGCAAAUCGCGCUGCUAUCCACGCGAUUGAGCCAAAUGGGAGGAAUCGGGUGAACACCGCCUUCAUGUUGUGUACGUUCACGGGUCAAUUGACAGGCACGUCGGCGGGCGCAAAAUUGUACGAGCGUGGUGGAUGGAUUGCGAGUGGAAGUCUCAGCGUGGGUCUGGUGGGAUUGACAUUUGUGUUCUGUGCUCUGAGGGGACCGUACGAGGAAGGUUGGAUAGGCUGGCAUGGAGGCUGGGAUAUGAGGAAGAAGAACUUGGCCGAGGCGACGAGCGAACCUGUGCCGAUUGCGAUGGAAGUGUCGAACACGGCUGAUGAAGAGAAGGGACGACGGUCAUGA